AUGGCGGCCUCGGUAAUGUCCUCUUUGUCGUUGAAGCCUUCCCCCGUGGUGGGGAGAUCUCCGGCGAAGGGCCUCCCCUCGCUGGCCAGGCCUGCCUCCGCCCUCAGGGUGCAGGCCAGCGGCGGGAAGAAGAUCAAGACCAACACUCCAUACGGUAAUCUCAGAUCCGCCUGAUUCGUUGCAUCCGAGUUCUGGCGGUGUUCUUCGCAUCGGAACAGCACUCGAUCUGGCUUGCCCCGACGGUAUCGGAGGUUCUGAUGUAUCCAUUGCUCCGCGUUGAAACUCCUGAUUGCAGGCACCGGCGGCGGGCUCGACUACAAGGAGGGCGUCGAUGCUUCGGGGAGGAAGGCCAAGGUGAGGAUCCCGCUCCGCGGCUGGUUCAGCAGAAGCUCUCUGGCUACCGAUCUCAAUCUCUGGAUCUGAAUCGUUCGCAGGGAAAGGGAGUUUACCAGUUCGUCGACAAGUACGGCGCCAACGUCGACGGAUACAGGUAGGAGCACAGAUCCGUGAUUCUUCGAACCUUCUGGAGUGGGAAUAGUUGAGCAAAUUCAUGUCCAAGAUUGUUGGAAUUCGACCUGAUUGUGGUUGUACUUUGCAGCCCGAUCUACUCUCCGGAGGAGUGGUCUCCGUCUGGCGACGUCUACGUCGGAGGUGAGCGGUCAUGGCGAGGCUGAAGCUGCUUGCGCCUCCCAGUCAUCUUUCUUGGCCUUUCAAUUGCUCACAUGGGUGGUUUCUUCCGGCGACGUGUGCAGGGACGACGGGGCUUCUGAUCUGGGCGGUGACGCUCGCCGGGCUGCUGGCGGGCGGCGCGCUCCUCGUCUACAACACCAGCGCUCUGGCUCAGUAG
Spirodela intermedia is the source of this 847-nucleotide messenger RNA. NCBI's taxonomy places the organism in Eukaryota, Viridiplantae, Streptophyta, Magnoliopsida, Alismatales, Araceae. The record is from the annotation of a GenBank genome assembly.